AUGUUUUCAUUAAAGAAUGUCCUUUAUUUCCAAGCUGGUCUUGGAGUCCUGGCCAAUGUAGUUCUCCUUUUUUUCUAUACUUUCAUAAUCCUAGUUCAUAAAUCUAAGCCCAUGGACCUGAUCUCCUAUCAACUGACCCUCAUCCACAUAGUGCUGGUUCUCACUGGAGGGGAUAUUGGGCUUAUGGAUGUAUUUGAGUCACUGAGUAUUGAGAAUAACCUCAAAUGUAAGACAACUUUUUACAUAAAUAGAGUGAUGAGAGGCCUCUCCAUCUGCAUCACCUGCCUCCUGAGUGUGUACCAGGCUGUCACUAUCAGUUCCAGUUCCUCUGUGCUGGCAAAAUUUAAACCUAAUCUAAAGAAAUACACAAUCCAUGCCUUCUUCUACAUUUGGUCUUUCAACUUGUCAUUCAAUAGCCACCAGAUCUUCUAUGUUGGGGCUUUUACCAAUGCAAGUGACACCAACCAGAUGAAGGUCACCAAAUCCUGCUCAGUCUUCCCCAUGAACAUCAUCAUCAGGGCACUGAUUUUAACAGUGACAACCUCCAGAGAUGUAUUUCUUGUAGGAGUUAUGCUGACCACAAGUGCAUACAUGGUGAUCAUCUUGUUCAGACAUCAGAGGCAAUGCAAAUAUCUUCACAGCCGCAGCCACCUGAGCGCAUCUCCUGAGAAAAGGGCCACCCAGACCAUCUUGCUGCUGGUGGUUGUCUUUGUGGUCAUGUACUGGGUGGACUUCAUCAUCUCAUGCACCGCAGUCCUGUUGUGGAUGUUGGACCCAGCCAUCAUAGCUCUUCAGAUGUUUGUGAUGAAUGUCUAUCCCACAAUUACUGCUUUGGUACAAAUCAGUUCUGAUAACAGAAUAAUCAAUAUAUUGAAAAAAACAUGCAUUAGUGGGAUCCGGGUUUUCAAGGGACCUGGGGAAUUAGGUUUCACCCAGGCUGCAGACACCACUUCCUUUCCCCACCCCAGAGACUUGGCAUUCUCUUACAUCUUACUUCCCUGUCCCCGUGCUCCGCUCCGGGGUCUGUUCCUUAUACCUGUGUGCUGUGGUUUCCUUGCUCCAGUGGUGCAGGCGCUCAUGUGUGCCCGCUGCCACCAUCCACCACCACCGCCACCGCCACCACCACUAUCCCAGAACAGGAACGGUCCUUUGACUAAGCCAGGUGGACACACCUCAGCUAGUGGGACAUUUGCCUAUGCUCUGAGACUGCCCUCACCGUUGCUCAUCUCCACUGUCGCUGCAGCCCAUUCCCCAACUUGCAUCCUGCUUGGCACCAGUGGUUCCUAA
This is a messenger RNA of Phodopus roborovskii (desert hamster), 1287 nucleotides long. RefSeq names its product vomeronasal type-1 receptor 90-like. Gene Ontology annotation, biological process: G protein-coupled receptor signaling pathway. Gene Ontology annotation, molecular function: pheromone receptor activity. The record is from RefSeq and is a predicted model, not a curated record. Lineage: Eukaryota; Metazoa; Chordata; Mammalia; Rodentia; Cricetidae. Gene Ontology annotation, cellular component: membrane.